UGACUAUCGGUUUCUGUUCUGGGCUCUGAGUCUACGCGCGGGACAGGGAGGAGCUCUGCAUUCAUUGGGGGAGAAACAAAUUUGUUGCAAAGCACCCGCUGGCUGGCCCCACUUUCUUCCUCGUCUCCGUCGGUGCACCGAGCCUGCCUCUCGACGAUGGCCGUCCCUACCGUGGUGACCCUGCAGCCCCAGGCGGUGGCCGUAGCCACCGGCGCCAAGCCUAUGUGGCAGACGGGGCUGAUGGACUGUUUCACCGACUGGAGCGUCUGCUGCUGCGGGCUGUUCUGCUUCCCCUGCUUGGCCUGCACGGUGGCCGGCGAUAUGAACGAGUGCUGCCUCUGCGGGACCAGUGUGGCCAUGAGGACCCUGUACCGCACCCGCUACAACAUCCCGGGCUCCAUCUGCUCUGACUGCUGCAUCUCCUCGUGCUGUCUCGUGUGCUCCGUCUGCCAGAUCAAGAGGGACAUCAAUCGGAGGAGAGCGAUGGGCAUCUUCUGAUGCCAUAGAGAUGACACCACCUCUGCCUUAUGGGAAAGGGGCACGGAGCCACCUGUGACCAUUGCAUGUCUCCCCUUCAUUCAUGCCCCCAAUAAAGAGCAAUGUUUGCCUUGCCUCUA
This is a messenger RNA of Meleagris gallopavo (turkey), 617 nucleotides long. Its product is annotated as placenta-specific gene 8 protein. NCBI's taxonomy places the organism in Eukaryota, Metazoa, Chordata, Aves, Galliformes, Phasianidae. The record is from RefSeq and is a predicted model, not a curated record.